AUCUUGAGUGCUUUGAGUUGAGCGGUUCGUUGGCUGUUUCGCGUUGUGCCGAAUUUGUUAUUGUUUAGUGUGGUAAAAUUACAAAUAAAACUUUAAAAUGAAGAUUGAAGAGGUCAAAAGCACUGCUAAAACACAGAGAAUAUCAGCACAUACCCAUAUUAAAGGACUGGGUUUAGACGAAAAUGGGAUUCCAAUUCAAAUGGCAGCCGGUCUCGUGGGGCAAGAAAACGCGAGAGAGGCUGCGGGUGUGGUCGUGGACAUGAUAAGGAGCAAGAAAAUGGCUGGACGCGCGCUGCUGCUGGCUGGCCCACCAGGAACAGGCAAAACUGCCAUCGCCUUAGCGAUAGCACAGGAACUCGGCAAUAAAGUGCCAUUCUGCCCCAUGGUGGGGAGUGAGGUGUACAGUACAGAGAUCAAGAAAACAGAGGUGUUAAUGGAGAACUUCCGACGUGCCAUCGGUCUGCGCAUCCGUGAGACGAAGGAGGUGUAUGAGGGGGAGGUGACGGAGUUCACUCCGGUGGAGACUGAGAACCCGGCGGGCGGAUAUGGAAAAACAGUAUCUCAUGUGAUCAUCGGACUGAAGACAGCCAAAGGCACGAAGCAGCUGAAACUCGACCCCACCAUCUACGAAUCACUGCAGAAGGAAAAGGUGGAAGUCGGAGAUGUCAUCUACAUUGAAGCCAAUUCCGGGGCCGUAAAAAGGCAGGGGAGAAGCGACACAUUUGCCACCGAGUUUGAUCUUGAGGCGGAAGAGUACGUCCCGCUGCCAAAAGGCGACGUCCACAAGAAGAAGGAAGUGGUGCAGGACGUGACGCUGCACGACCUGGACUGCGCCAACGCGCGCCCGCAGGGCGGCCACGACAUCAUGUCCAUGAUGGGGCAGCUCAUGAAGCCUAAGAAGACGGAGAUCACUGAUAAACUAAGAAAGGAGAUCAACAAAGUGGUGAACAAAUAUAUUGACCAAGGAAUUGCUGAAUUGGUGCCUGGAGUUCUAUUUAUUGAUGAGGUGCACAUGUUAGACAUUGAAACGUUCACGUACCUGCACCGAGCGCUGGAGUCCGCCAUCGCGCCCAUAGUCAUCUUCGCCACCAACAGGGGGCGUUGUCUGAUAAGAGGCACUGAAGACAUUGUUUCCCCGCACGGCAUCCCCUUGGACCUGCUGGACAGGUUGCUGAUCAUCCGCACGCUGCCGUACAAUAAGUCCGAGCUGCUACAGAUCCUGAAGUUGCGCGCCACCACGGAGGGCGUGGCCGUGGAGGAGGACGCGCUCGCCAAGCUGGCCGACGUCGGCGCCGACACCACGCUCAGGUACGCGGCGCAGCUGCUGACGCCGGCGCAGCUGGCGGCGCGCGCGGACGGCGCGGCGCGGGUGGGGGCCGCGCACGUGGCCGCCGUCGCCGCGCUCUUCCUCGACGCCAAGUCCUCCGCGCGCAUACUCACGCUGCACGGAGAUAAGUACAUGAAGUAGAUAGUUACACGCCACGCCGCGCCGCGCCCCGCCCCGCCCCGCCCCGCCCCGCCGCCCACCCUCCGCUCCCGUCUGCUCUUUUUUUUUUUCCUAUCUGGCUUUUACUCCCCGCAAUUUUGCACGGAGUGAAUUUGCCAAUGUCGGUUCCGUCUGCUCUUGACUCGCGCUAGAAACCGACAAAGGAGGCGCGGGGCGUCACGUGCGGGGCCCGUCAAAAAUUAUGAUGACGUGUGUCGGCGUACCCAUCGAAAUUCAAUGCUGUACAUUUUGAACCGUUCCCGCUCCGAUGUACUUUACGGCGACCGUGUAAGGUUCCCCAGUGGCCAAGUUAACGUGAAAGAUUGAAAAUUGUCAUCAUUUUACCACCGCAAUGAUAAGUAUAAAUAAUAUAAUAUUUAAAAAAAAUAACCUAAAGCUCCUGACAUUAUGUGCCUAAGUCACAUGUGUGUAAAAAAUACGCAUGUUAUGAAAAAGUGUUUUGCGAGCGGAACCUACCUUGACCCGGAGCCUGUUUCGAAUUUAACGACUUGUUACGACUCUUUUUGGGGAUUCACAACUUCGGGAACAAAUCUAAUUGUUUCAUUAAUUAUUUUGAUUUGUGUUUUUUAAUAGUCGCAUAAACUGAAUAAAAUAAAAUAUACUGAAUAUAAUAAAUUAUAAACUGAAAUAGACUGACGAAGCCGCCUAGGAGUGCAAGACGUUAAGCCCGGAUUGUUAAAAACGCCGCGCGGUACGAAUCCGACCUACACCACUGGAGGGCUUCGUCACUUUUUCUUUCAUAUAUGACAUCUAUUUCAGUCUAUAACCGUAACAAGUUGUUAAAUUUGAAUUGGACUUCUGGCCCUGUAAAUACUAUGAUUUUGUCCAUAUUUUCGUCAUUCUUUGAUCUUUUGACGGAUUGUCAAUUUAAUGUUACAUUCUAGUUAUGUGAUAUUAGUAGCAUUAUAGUAUAAUUUGCAAUUAUACUUUUUAGUUUAACAGUGAAAGCAGUUAUUUAGUUAUAUGAAUGAAAUGCUUUCAAUUUUCUCUACGAAUAUUGUUUUUGUUGUUAGGUAUAAUACAAGACAUGGAAGUAAAACAAAUGAUAAUAAAUAAGAUUUCUAAUUAAGUAUAUAAA
Cydia strobilella is the source of this 2585-nucleotide messenger RNA. RefSeq names its product ruvB-like helicase 1 (gene pont). Gene Ontology annotation, biological process: box C/D snoRNP assembly; regulation of transcription by RNA polymerase II; chromatin remodeling. Gene Ontology annotation, molecular function: ATP hydrolysis activity; DNA helicase activity; ATP binding. The coding region runs from base 98 to 1468 and encodes 456 amino acids. NCBI's taxonomy places the organism in Eukaryota, Metazoa, Arthropoda, Insecta, Lepidoptera, Tortricidae. The transcript is spliced from 10 exons. Gene Ontology annotation, cellular component: Ino80 complex; R2TP complex; Swr1 complex. The record is from RefSeq and is a predicted model, not a curated record.